Molecule: messenger RNA, 540 nt
Organism: Colletotrichum orchidophilum
Lineage: Eukaryota; Fungi; Ascomycota; Sordariomycetes; Glomerellales; Glomerellaceae
Exons: 2
Source: RefSeq, a predicted model, not a curated record
CGGCCGGUGAUCGAGAUUGAUUCGCUGUCGACUCAUUCCUCGGCCAAGACUCCAAGACGCUGCAAUGCAAGGCACAGAGUCACGACUCAUUCAACAGCGAUGAGGUACGCAUCGGCUAACCUCUGCUCCCCGGGCCUUGCUCACCGAUGGCUCGUGCCCCUGAAGGACGUUACAGGCGACUGUAAUCCCCCGAGGUCCCCGUCCGUCUGUGUGUGUCUUGGAGACCUCACUUUGAAAGUUGAAGCCCUGAGUGCCCGAUGGCCAGGCCCGGUCUACGUGCAGGGCACCGGACGUGCAUCCGUACAAAUAUUGCUUGUAUCCGUAUGGAUAUACGAACGAUGGGAUGCGAGACGAAGAUCCUUCUGUUUCCAGGCCUCCCUCCCGUCUGGAGCCGCGCCACGGGUGCCCCGCAAACAGGCGCUGGGAUAUUCAGGCCUUGGCAGACGAGGCGAGACGAGGCGAGCCAGGCGCCAUUUCUUGUUCAUUUCGAAAUUCGUGCCAAUCUCGCCAGCACAUUUCCAGCCAUCAUCACCGACAUGA